AUGUCGGAGCUAGCGAACCAGCUGCUCGACACGCUUGCAGAAGGAAUAGGCCGCGACAGCACACACAUCAAAGACAACUGCACGCGCAGCACUUGUUACCUUCGCCUGAACCGGUAUCCGCCAUGCCCGGUGCCCAGCCAAGUCUUCGGGCUCGUGCCGCACACGGACAGUGACUUCCUCACCAUUCUGUGCCCGGACAGAGUCACCGGUCUCCAGCUGAAGAAGGACAGCAAGUGGUUCACCGUCAAGCCCAACCCCAACACGCUCAUCAUCAACAUCGGCGAUCUCUUCCAGGCAUGGAGCAACGGCCUUUACAAGAGCGUGGAGCACAGAGUGGUGUCGAACAAGUACCAGGAGAGGUUCUCCGUGGCCUACUUCGUGUGCCCUUCGAAGGAGACGAUGAUCCAGAGCAAUGUAGAGCCGGCGAAGUACAGAAAGUUCAGCUUCGGGGAGUACAGACAGCAAGUGCAGCAAGACGUCAGCCUCACUGGGUACAAGGUUGGCCUCGCGAGGUAUCUCGCUUGAGGAAGA
Molecule: messenger RNA, 531 nt
Organism: Zingiber officinale
Lineage: Eukaryota; Viridiplantae; Streptophyta; Magnoliopsida; Zingiberales; Zingiberaceae
Product: gibberellin 2-beta-dioxygenase 8-like
Exons: 2
Coding region: 1-525 (174 amino acids)
Molecular function (GO): dioxygenase activity
Source: RefSeq, a predicted model, not a curated record